This is a messenger RNA of Varanus komodoensis (Komodo dragon), 2915 nucleotides long. RefSeq names its product Rho GTPase activating protein 24 (gene ARHGAP24). Gene Ontology annotation, molecular function: GTPase activator activity. Gene Ontology annotation, cellular component: focal adhesion. The coding region runs from base 20 to 2266 and encodes 748 amino acids. The record is from RefSeq and is a predicted model, not a curated record. Lineage: Eukaryota; Metazoa; Chordata; Lepidosauria; Squamata; Varanidae. The transcript is spliced from 9 exons. Gene Ontology annotation, biological process: negative regulation of ruffle assembly; activation of GTPase activity; signal transduction.
UUCUGCCGCUGGCCUCAUUAUGGAAGAGCACAAUGGCUCUGCAGAGAGUCCCCAGCUGAGCCAAGGACGGCACGUUGCCAUCAAGUGUGGGUGGCUGAGGAAGCAAGGGGGCUUUGUGAAGACUUGGCACACACGCUGGUUUGUGCUUAAAGGAGAGCAGCUCCAUUAUUUCAAAGACGAGGACGAAACCAAACCCUUGGGUACCAUAUUCUUGCCUGGAAAUCGUGUUCUUGAGCAUUCCUGCAAUGAUGAAAGUCCAGGGAAGUUCCUCUUUGAAGUGGUUCCAGGAGGAGACAGAGAGCGAAUGACAGCAAACCAUGAGACAUACCUUCUUAUGGCCAGCACUCAGAAUGACAUGGAGGACUGGGUGAAGUCUAUCCGGAGGGUGAUAUGGGCACCGUUUGGAGGAGGUAUUUUUGGCCAGAAGCUGGAAGACACAGUCCGGUACGAGAAAAGAUACGGAAACCAUUUGGCUCCCAUGUUGGUGGAACAGUGUGUCGAUUUUAUUCGGCUGCGUGGGCUGAAGGAGGAAGGGCUUUUCCGACUGCCGGGCCAGGCUAACCUUGUCAAAGAAUUGCAGGAUGCCUUUGACUGUGGAGAGAAGCCAUUGUUUGACAGAAAUACCGAUGUUCACACAGUGGCAUCGCUGCUGAAACUGUACCUCAGAGAACUGCCAGAGCCGGUUAUCCCUUAUUCCAAAUACGAAGAUUUCCUUUCUUGUGCCAAACUGCUCAGCAAGGAAGAGGAAACGGGACUGAAUGAAUUGGUGAAACAAGUGAAGAGUUUGCCACUUGUUAACUUCAACCUGUUGAAGUAUAUUUGCAGGUUCCUGGAUGAAGUGCAGUCCUACUCUGGAAUAAACAAAAUGAGUGUGCAAAACCUUGCUACUGUCUUUGGUCCCAACAUCUUGCGUCCCAAAGUGGAAGACCCUCUGACCAUAAUGGAAGGUACGGUUGUGGUCCAGCAGUUGAUGUCCAUGAUGAUCAGCGAGCAUGAGCUGCUCUUUCCCAAGGAGGCAGAUCUCCAAAGUGGACAGGAAGUGUGUAAUAACAACAACGAGAUCCAAAAGAAAGCGAUCAUGGGUCAGCUCCAGAACAAAGAGAACAACAACACCAAGGAGUCGUCACCGGUGAGGCACUGUUCCUGGGAUAAACCUGAAUCUCCUCAAAGAACCGUUGUGGACAAUGGGUCCCCUACUGCCCAGCCUGGGAGCAAGUCCAGUAGCCCAAGAAACAGCAUUCACAAACUGGACAUCACCAGAAGCCCACCCCUCAUGGUGAAAAAAAAUCCAGCAUUUAAUAAAGGCAGUGGCAUAGUCACCAAUGGGUCCUUCAGCAGCUCCAUGGAAGGUCAAGAGAAGACGUCACCAGCCUUACCCAACGGUACUUUGCAGACUAGAAGAACAGCUUCCCUGAAAGGGCCAGUCACCAAAAUGGGCACACACAGUGUGCAGAACGGAGGUGUCCGAAUGGGUAUUUCCAGCACCGACCCCCAUAGCAACUCCCUGAACAGCCGCAACCAGACCUGGGUGCCCAAUGGGUACGUGACGUUCAGGGACAACAAACAAAAGGAGCCCAUGAGUGACUCAGGCCAGCAUAACAGACUCUCCACCUACGACAACGUCCACCAGCAGUUCUCUGUGGUGAACGCUGAAGAUAAGCAAAGUGUGGACAGCGCAACGUGGUCCACCUCCUCUUGUGAAAUAUCCCUCCCCGAACAUUCCAACUCCUGCCGGUCCUCCACCACCACCUGCCCUGAGCAAGACUUUUACGGGCCCAAUUUUGAAGACCCUGUGCUGGACGAGCCCCAACAUGAAGACCUCUCCAACCAAGCCGAUUAUGAGAGCAAAGGUGACCGGAGAAGUAUGGGCGGGCGCAGCAGCCGGGCCACCAGCAGCAGCGACAACAGCGAGACGUUCGUCGUCAACAGCACGAGCAACCACAGCGCUCUGCACAGCCUCGUCUCAAGCUUAAAGCAAGAAAUGGCAAAGCAGAAGCUGGAGUAUGAGACGAGGAUAAAAAGCCUUGAACAGAGGAAUCUUUCCCUGGAGACAGAAAUGAUGAGCCUGCACGAUGAACUAGAGCAAGAGAAGAAGAAGUUUACAAUGGUAGAAAUCAAAAUGCGCAAUGCCGAGCGGGCCAAAGAAGACGCUGAGAAGAGGAAUGACAUGCUGCAGAAGGAGAUGGAGCAGUUCUUCUCAACAUUUGGGGAACUGACGGUAGAGCCACGGAGGCCGGAAAGAGGGAACACCAUAUGGAUCCAAUGAACACUGCUGCUAACCAAGACUGUGGGAUUCUGGGAAGAGGGUUGUUGGGAUAUUAUAUUGUAACAGGUGACUGGUCACCUGACUGAGGCUAGCACUCAACAUGACCUUGUCAACCCUCAAAAGAAGACACCAUGUCUACAUCAAACAAUCAAUUGCAUCUGCUGUGUGUACUUUUUAAUUGAGAAAUCAUAUUCCCUGAAUGUGUCAUACUGCUACUGUUAAGUGUUACAAUUGGGUUUGUGUAUAUAGAUUUUAAAUAGGUCACCCUGGGGGUUGGGGCAGAGUAGGAAGAGACAAGAAAAAUUAUUUUAAUGCAAGUCUUAUAUUUAAACUGGCAAAUGGAACUUCAUUGCAAUCAAGCUUUAUAUCAAGGCUUUUUCUCCCUUGCACUUACUUAACAUAAUAAGCUAUUUUUGGCAUUGUGUUACCAUCAGCUUAUUUUAUAAAUUAAUUUUUAUUUGGUUGCCCCUCUCGCUGGGGAAUUAAGAUAUAUAUAUAUAACUAUAUAUAUAUAACUAUAUAUAUAAAUAUAUAUAUAGUUAGCUAUUAGCUAUUAAAAAAAGAUAUUGUGUGACCGUGCUGUUUGUGCCAAUUGAUUUGCCCAUGACCAAAAAACACCCUGUAAAUAAUUUUAUAAAAAUAUAACAUG